Molecule: messenger RNA, 1230 nt
Organism: Capsaspora owczarzaki ATCC 30864
Lineage: Eukaryota; Filasterea; Ministeriida; Capsasporidae
Exons: 7
Coding region: 9-1178 (389 amino acids)
Biological process (GO): protein import into peroxisome matrix; protein monoubiquitination
Cellular component (GO): peroxisomal importomer complex; peroxisomal membrane
Molecular function (GO): zinc ion binding; ubiquitin-protein transferase activity; protein binding
Source: RefSeq, a predicted model, not a curated record
UUUGAGCAAUGGCAGAAUUUGCUGCGCAUCUCAAUCUCAAUCUCGAGCACAACCGACCGUCGUUCUUUGAGCUUGUCGCUCAAGACAGCAUGAUGUCGAUGCUCAAGCCAGCACUCAAGUUCCUUCUCAUGGUCGUCACGCAGCGGCACCCUGGUCCACUCGCCUGGGCAAUCAAGCAUCACGAAGAGUGCUACUCGCUCAUCACGCUGCUCGUCCAGAAGCACUACUUGCAGGUCUAUGACGCCUCGUUUGCAGAGAAUUUUUACGGAUUGAAGCGCGUCCAAUCGCACGAAACCGAUUCGCAGUCGGUCGAGCAGCUCAAGCAUCGCCCAAUGUCGCUCUCGUCCAGCGAUCGUCGCAAGUCUCUAUUCUUCUUGGCGGUGCUGCCAUACCUCAAAACAAAGCUAGAUGCUCUCUUCUUGAAACAUAAUGCCGCGGUUCGGCAACAUGCCGCAUCUGCGACCGCUGCAGCAGCUUCAUUAUCGCCAUCAAUAAGCGUUCACCAAGACGGCAAUCAACCGCAACCUUUCGCGCAGUCGCAGUCACCAUCGUCACUAGUCCGGGUCUUUACGUUCAUUUACCCUUUCGUCCAUUUAACGUGGGAGGCGUCGCACUUUGUUUGCCAAAUGUUGUAUCUCUUUGACGAAACCGCGUAUUAUUCCCCCGAGCUGUUCCUGGCUGGAUUACGGCUCCGGAGACUGACAGCCAUGGAUGUUAUCAAUCAACAAAAUAGCCUGAUUCUCGGGGAAAUGGAGCGUGCCAAGCGGCUCGUUGGUCCCGGCUUCAUUCGCGGCUUUCUUCGGUUUCUCAGCAAUACGGUCAACUCGGCCAUCGACUAUUCCAAGUUUGUUGUGCCCAUCACCAUUUUCUUUUUCAAGUUUCUCGAGUGGUGGUACGAUUCCGAGCACUACACGAUUGCCGUUUCGCUCCCUGUUCCGCCCGCGCCCCCAAUGCCAAAGAUUCCCGAGCAGGGCUUGGCUCUACCUCAAGACGCCAGCAUUUGCCCGCUGUGCUUGAAACAGCGAACAAAUCCGGCAGUAGUGGCAGUGUCCGGAUUGGUAUUCUGCUACCCAUGUAUUCAUCCAUACCUCGAGCAACACCGCUGCUGUCCCGUUACGCUACUGCCCGCUUCAACCAGCAGUCUUAUCAAAAUUUUUGCGGGUUCUGGGGGCUUGUAGCCACUAUCGCGGUUUCGAGUACACACACAAACAAUAAAAAUCAAAUCAUGCA